Molecule: messenger RNA, 2007 nt
Organism: Salvia splendens (bonfire salvia)
Lineage: Eukaryota; Viridiplantae; Streptophyta; Magnoliopsida; Lamiales; Lamiaceae
Product: F-box/kelch-repeat protein At1g67480
Exons: 4
Coding region: 618-1805 (395 amino acids)
Molecular function (GO): protein binding
Source: RefSeq, a predicted model, not a curated record
UCAUCGAUUUGGAUGAUUGGGAAUUACUAUUUGAUUUGGUCAAGGACCAGUCUUAUUAUAUUAGAUCUCUGUUUAUAUUGCCACUUAUGUAAAGCAUCACUUCGUGAUUAAUCGUGAUUGCAGCAUUGAUCGAUUUAUUGGGUUUUAUUAAUCUUCGAAACUGGAAUAAUAAGAUAAGAUCUGCACCUUGUUGUAAUCUUCAGAAUCCUAAAUUUGGACGAUUCUACAGUAAAGAAAUGGAAGUCCGCGGAGGUUAAAACUCAUAAGGCUAUGGGCUUGUCAGGUGCUUGGGCAAUGAGUGAGGGGAAAAGCACUUCAGGAAACUUGAACUUUCAUAUAGGGUUGACGAAUCUGAGUUAUAGUGCAGUAGGAGAAAGUGGUAUGGACAUUGAAUCUGAUAACCAUAGAAAACCGUUGGCCUUUACAGCUCAAAUGAUCCGAUUCACAACAUCUUUUAUGCCUUGGUCUUGUAGAAUUCCCAUUAGUGAAGGAUUUUAUGAAUUUUUGUAAUUAGAAACCCAGAUUCUAUUUGUUGCAUUGAUACUUGUCUUCCUGAGACAUUUUUUAUUCACGAAAAUUGUGGUGCCAAAAUUCCUAUAACCUGUGACUUGGGAAAGAUGCCGGGUCCUAUUUCUGUGAAGAGAUUCAAAGAAUCAGAUAUGUUCUCUGACUCUUUCCAGCUAGAUACUCCAACUGCAAAAGGUGGUUCUGUCUUAGUUCCCGAAGCUGUUAAUGCUAAAACCAAAUCGUUCUUAAUUUCUGAGGUUGAUGAUGAUUAUCAUAGUCCCAUCUUGCCUGGGUUACCCGAUGAUGUUUCUAAGCACUGCCUUGCUCUUGUUCCCCGUUCUGAUGUUCCUGUCAUGGGUGCUGUCUCCAAGCGAUGGAGAUCCUUUGUCAAAAGCAGAGAGUUCAUCACUGUCCGUAAACUAGCUGGAAUGCUUGAGGAAUGGCUGUAUGUCCUGACUGUAGACGCUGAAGGAAAAGAGAGCCACUGGGAGGUUCUUGAUUGUUUUGGACAUAAACGGCAGGAACUUGUGCCUAUGCCUGGGCCUGCUAAAACAGGCUUCGGCGUAGUUGUUCUGAAUGGAAAGCUUAUGGUCCUUGCUGGGUACUCUAUCAGUGAUGGCAAUGCUCUUGUUUCAUCAGAUGUUUACCAAUACGAUUCUUGCCUCAACAGCUGGAGGAAACUAGCUAAUAUGAAUGUGGCACGCUAUGACUUUGGCUGUGCCGAAGUUAAUGGGAUGACCUACGCAGUUGGAGGAUGUGGGAUGGAUGGGGAAUCUCUCUCGUCUGUCGAGGUAUACGACCCUGAAGCUGACAAGUGGACAAUGAUCGAGAGUCUGCGACGCCCCAGAUGGGGCUGCUUCGCCUCUGGCUUCGAGGGGAAGCUCUACAUCAUGGGUGGAAGGUCCACCUUCACCAUUGGAAACUCAAGGUUCAUUGACGUGUACAGCCCCGAUAGCCACACGUGGUCCCAGAUGAAAAAUGGGUGUGUUAUGGUCACUGCUCACGCCGUGCUCGGGAAGAAGCUGUGCUGCAUGGAAUGGAAAAAUCAGCGUAGGUUGGCAAUUUACAACCCCACGGACAAUUCAUGGAAGAUGGUACCAGUGCCAGUGACCGGAAGCUCAAGCAUUGGGUUUCGUUUUGGGAGCUUGGAUGGCAAACUCUUGCUGUUCUCGGCAGAGGAGGAUCCUGGGUACCACACGCUGUUAUAUGACCCGAACGCUGCACCAGGCUCCGAGUGGCAGACUUCUGAGAUAAAGCCGGUGGGGCCGUGCUUAUGCAGCGUUACGAUUGAGGCAUGAGUAGUUGGAUUGAACCUCCAUUUUCAUCUCAUUUGAUUUUACUUUUUGAUGCAAGUUGAAGUUUGUCUACUCUUUUGAUUAAUGGAAACAUCACAAGGGAUCUUUUGUUCCAGUUGUGGAAGACUGUAAUUUGUCUUACUUUGGUUUGGAUGUGAUGACUCGCAAUUAGGUUGGCAUUACUAAUAUUAAAUAUGGUUUCUCA